AUGCAUGUAGCCCCGCAACAUGUGGAAGAGCGCAUCACGGCAAGGGAUGUGGCACGUAAACAGAAGGAUCUAGACAUUCUGGCAACUAGAGAGACGACCGAAAUUGAGUAUAAUCGAUCGUGCCCCCCCCGCUCCCACCUUCCCUCCCUUCUAGACUUUAACCAACUAACAAACCAACUUGAUCAACUAGCAAGAGGGAAAAAACCUAAACAGAAACAUGUUGAACUCCAGGUUCCUCAAAGAAUUCUCUAUUCCAGGGGUUCGCUGCUCACGAGGGUACGCAACGAAUCGACGCCCUUUCCCAAAAGUCCCACCAAUGCCAGUACUAUCGCUACCCCAAUCACCAUCAAAAUCGCCAGGACGAGCGCAACCAUCCUGCCCACAAAAUUCACCUCCACCCCCGCCAAGCAUCCUCAUCACCGCUUUAAAACUCCAGCACCUCCGCGAAGAGGGGCUCAACGAAAUCCUCCUCUACGCUGACGCAUGUUGUUGUCGCCUCACGGGCGCUUCCUCCGCUGGUAUCUACAGCCGUGGCGUCGAAUUCAUCUCCAUAUCUCUGAGACUUCCGCCCGGACUCACGAGCGUGCAGGCAGAGACUGAAGCUCUGCUACGGGCUAUAGCAAUUGGAUUGCCGGUCGCUGGGAGGACAGGCAGGGGGAUUGUUACUGUUUGCGGGGACUGUCGUCCAGCAUUGGAUGCCGUGAAGGGGUGGAUUGACGAGGGGAGGUUUGGGGGUGUGGGUGCAAAGGUCCGGGUUAGGGUUGAGUGGGUCAAGGGGCAUAAUGGGGUGAAGGGGAAUGUGGAGGCUGAUAGGCUAGCCAGGAGGGGUUGA
Tuber aestivum (summer truffle) is the source of this 832-nucleotide messenger RNA. NCBI's taxonomy places the organism in Eukaryota, Fungi, Ascomycota, Pezizomycetes, Pezizales, Tuberaceae. The record is from the annotation of a GenBank genome assembly.